Anopheles darlingi is the source of this 5099-nucleotide messenger RNA. RefSeq lists its product as uncharacterized. The transcript has 6 exons. Gene Ontology annotation, molecular function: protein binding. The record is from RefSeq and is a predicted model, not a curated record. NCBI's taxonomy places the organism in Eukaryota, Metazoa, Arthropoda, Insecta, Diptera, Culicidae. Bases 997 to 2451 code for a protein of 484 amino acids.
GCCGCACGGCUUCGGGCAGACCAGCAGUUGCGCGUACACUGCCAAGCAGAGCAGACAAAACCGUGGGCUGCACUGCGUGCGUGUGCCGUCUUUUGGAGUGCGUUCGAACCGCGCAACCUGCUAGUGUGUGACAGUGACAGUCCCGUGGCAGUACGGUGGCCGUGUAGUCGCCGAGGCCGUGUACAAAAACAAAAACAUCGGCGACCAGCGGCGAGCGGACCGCGGCGUUUGGCGCAGCAGGUCAACAGGCAGGAACAGGAACAGGAACCGAAAACCCCGAACCUCCCUGAUAACCCGUUCGCUUUCUUCCGCAUCCUCUGGCGGGUGCCAGGUUGCCAAUUCGUUACGCAACGCCCCGAAGCGACCAGGGGCGGGCGACGCAGAGCCCGUAGAGUGUGCGUAUCGUUGUUCGGAGGGGGGGGGGGGGGGGGGGGUAGGGAGGUACGAGGAGCCCCUCCGACCGUCCGACCAACUGCCCGAUCCUGCCGGGCAGCGUACCGACUGCUCCGUGGCCUUCCCGUUGGUCCGUUGGUCGGCCAGGCGGUGCCGGUGACGUCACAAACGAACGGGCGAACGAGUCGGAAGGAUCUGUGCCGUGUAGAGUAGUCUGUGUGUGUGUGUGCGCGUGUGUGAUUGUGUGUACGUGUGUUGCGGCUCCUCGACGCGUCCUUCCUUGGCGAUUGGUGUGCUCGGAAACCCCGUUCAUCGGUAACCUCGAUGCACGUGCGGUCAUCUUCCACCAGCGGCUAUCAGACAGUGUAUGCGUGUGCGUGCGUGUGUGUGUGCCCAGUGCCGUAUCACACAGUGUCAGCGCAACAGCAUCAGCAGCAGCAGCAGCAGCAGCAGCAGCAGCUAUCAAGCGACACUAUCAACCUGCACGACGGUACCUUCCAACGGUACCGCCGGAUCCGGAACCGUUGUGUCAACCAGUCAGCCCGCCCGCCCGCCAACCCGCCAGCCCGCCAGUCUGCUCGCAUGCAACACUAGCAUGGCAGCAUGUUCGCCGAUCGGAGCACCCUUUGUCGUUUAUAUAAUACCUUAAUUUUCAUGCACCUGCUUUACGUCACACGCGCGUUCGGUGUCAUCUUCGAGGAGUACGUAGUGGACCAGGGCCGCAACCUGACGCUACGCUGCGACUCGCGGCAUCCAGUGCGAUGGGUGCGCGAGGGCCGCCGGGAGGACGUCCGCCAGUUCCAGACGGAUGGAUCACUGGUGCUGACGAACCUAACCGCCCAGGAUAGCGGCCGGUACACGUGUUCGGCGGCCGUACCCACACUCACAACGGUGACCGUACUGGAGGAAAGCGACGGCGACAGUAGCGGCACCACUACCAACGGUACGGUCGGUCCGGCGUCGACGUCAUCGUCUGAGAACGCGACGUUCGAGUCAACGGUGACCGACGGUGAGGAGGCUGACGGUGAGGAGCAAGAGAGGGCAGAGGGUGAAGAAGAACCGAGCACGGAAAGCUUCGUCGAGCUGCUGAAGGUGAAUGUGAAGGUGCGGACGCCACCGUUGGCCGUUUCGAACUUUUACGUCCGCGCCUCAACCAUCAUAGCGGUGCUGGUGUGGGAGGUGAUGCCGAACCGGACCGGCGGGUACGCGAUCCGGGACUUUACCGCCGAGAUGCGCCGGAUGCGCGACCCUAGCACCAGCAGCAGCAGCAGCAGUGGUGGUGGUGGUAGUGGUGAGACCACAGAAGCAACAGACGCACCAGAGCUGCCUUGGGAGACGAUCGAUCCGCGACACAUCAGCCCGAAUGCGCGGCAGCUCGAGAUCUACCACCUCGUCCCCAACACGACGUACGAGUUCCGCAUCUGGGGCAACAACCAGCUGGGUGCCGGCGAGAUCGUCACCAUUCUGGCCACCACGCAGCCCCGCAUGGAAGAAAAAGAUCUGGUGCGGCGCAUCAUGGUCGACGCAAAGAACUUCGAUACGCGCGUCUGGAUCGCGGCGGUCGGCAUCGUCAUGGGCACCCUGGUGAUCCUGUCGCUGGGGACCUGUAUCGUGCUGUACAAGGAGUGCCGCGAACCAGCCGCGAGCGACAAGGACGAAGAGCUAGACAGUCUGGAGCUCGUGCCGAACAUCAUCCUGAAUCCGGGCUUCUGCGACUCAGACGACCAGGGCCAGCACCCCCUGUCACCGCCGGUACCGCGCACCCUGCCCUACGGACACCGCUACGGACAUCCGAUGGGCUACAUAGCCGGCGGACCGCACGGACAUCGACUUGGUGCGGGGGGGCUCCUACCGAACGGGAGCAGCCCCUACCCGGGAGGUGCACUCGGUACGCUCGCCACCACCACCACCACCACCACUGCUACCACCGGCCAUGCUGGCACCGGUGGUGGGGCCGACGAUGAGGACGAUGACGACGAGGACGAGGACGAGGAACCGAUGACGUUCAGCCGCCGAAUGUCGAUCUUCUUCACCGGCAACACGAUCAAGCGGAUUUGAGUGUGCAGAGUGCAUCCGGCCCCCUGGUGGGGUCGGCCACCUCACCUGCCCACCCGCCCGCCGUGACCGCGCUGACCACCACCAUCACCACGCUGUCACGACCUACCACUCUGCACACUCCGUGAGCGCACCCAGCGCAGGUCACGGCACAGUGUGCUGUGCUGUGUGUGUGUGUGCCUGAGUGCGUACACUAAACUAAGCUCACUAGUCAACUGACUGACACUGCUCUGGCUCCUACCUGCUGCAAGUGUGUCGCCAACAGCCACCAUCGGAAUCGGGAGGCAGGUAGCUAAAGCCUCGUAGCAGCCGUGAGGGGCGUAGGGUACGAGUCGUGGGACUCGUCGCCCUUCAUUCACUUUUUCUUUUUUGUUUUCUGUCCGUACGCUGCGCUCCCUAGAAACCGAUCAACGAUACUUUACACGCGCCAUUGCCUCCUCCGUCGGUUCCGUUUUUGCUACUGCUGCUGCUGCUGCUGCGCGCUAGCAAGCGCAGCUUGAUUGACUGAUGUAUCAGGGUAGCCGCACGUUACGCACACACCCUGCAAACCACGCAUACGCACGGUCAAGAGGAUGGACGGGAACACAGCAGGUAGCACGGUACAUUUGUAGGAUACGAGCCCCUUGCUAGCGCUAGCAAUUGGGCCGCUAUUGUGAUAACGAAGGAGAGAAGGAGAAGUAAGAAGAAAAAAAAUGUCAUGUAAGAUGGUGUAUGUAAGAUCAGGGAAGGCGAGGUAAAGAGAUAAAUUGUGUGGUUGGCUCGUACAGUGGGAGGGGGGUAAAAUGUAAAAUAAUGCAAAUGGUUCAAUACAGGUUGUUCGAGACACGCAGCCACGCAGCAGGCAAAAAGCAAGCGAGCAGAACAUGGCAGCGCAAGUACGCCAUUUUAAUCGUGUAUCAUAGCACAGCACAGGCAUCGAACUGCUGGCUGGGGACCCGGACACGGACGGAACGGGUGUGUGAACGAGCAGAUGCAUCUACUGAACGCCAUCGUACUGGCCGAAAACCAACCGGGCUGCCUUUUGUAAGAAUCGAGAGAGAGAGAAAAGGAGGAAGGAGAUAAGAGGAAUGAAAGUGAGAGCAAAUGCUAGAAGGAGUAGAAAGCCAGUCCGGCAGGGAUGUCACCACACAACAACAUACACACAGCCAGAAGCGGACAGUAUCAUGGACUUAGUAUAGCGCACGCCGGUUUAGUUGCCGAGCCCCAGUUGUUUAGUUAUCCCAAAGCCAGCUGAAAAACUUUGGACAGAAAAUCGGACAGAACUAAAUGUCGGACACUCGUUCGAUAAGUGAUCUGUGUGUGUGUGCAUGUUGAGAGUUUAUUUUUUUCUCCCUUUCGAUUCGCACCUGACGUAGGGCGUUGCCUGCUCGGUGCUGCUGUUUGUGCGUGUUGGCGUGUACGUGUUACAAACCGACGCAGGACAGCCAACCAGUUGAGUGAGACAGCAAAAAACCUAGUGCUUAUGAUAGUCACCAAUUUAGUGGUUGAGGACGGGGUAGGGAUCUAACAAAAGGGUUCUGAACAAGCGCAAUAAGAAGAAGAAAGAAGAAGAAAAACAGAAUAGAGCAGAGAACAAGCAGAAAAUUGAAGAAGCGGCCCUCGCUCGCCUUGAAGGAGGCGAACUAGUCCGGGUCCGAGUGGUUUGUACGUUCGCUUUUCCUUUCCUGCCAGCUCAUCGUCUCCCUUUGUAGCCUUGCCCGCCGAUAUUUUGGACAGCGCGCGCGCGCGUGUCUGCCAUCAUCGCCUAAGCAACGCGGCCCAUUUGUGAGGUCCAGAUGUAAGCGUAGAGCGGUUGUAUAAAAACAAAAGCAAAGAAGAAGCUAAAUCAUGUAAUCCAAGUGCGAAUGUCAGCGCGUGCGUGUCCGUGUGUGUGUGCCUGUGUGUGUGUGUGCAUGCGUGUCCGUGUGGUUGUAUGUGUGCCUAUAGAACGGGGGGAUGGGCCGACGAACCAUCACCAAAAUGAAACUAUCAACAAACGCGUAUCGUAGGAAACAAAAAAAUGUUCGAGCACGCCUGUACGUAGCGGGAAAAUGGCGUUUGCAGGGCAGAGAGGUGGACAGGUGCAGGUCCUGGCUAGUUGGCAGAAGGAGCAGAACAAUACUAAAUACGUAUCCAUAUUCAAUGCUAGUGAGGGACACGGAAACAGCAAAUAAAUCCAGUGGGUAUCGAGGGGUAUGUGAGGGUUGAGGGGUGAUUGGGGAGGGCGAGUGAUGUGGUGAAGCUACCGAACGGCGCGUAUGUUUAUCGUAGUAGGGUUCGUGCGCUUUUUAUAUUAAAAAGCGUGCGCCAGGUUCGCUUCUGUUGUUCGCUUGUGUCGUGUUCGCCCUUCUGCGAGAGCCAACUCCAGAAACGCACGACGACUAAACCACUAAACCACUAUUUUAAAAACGCUUUUCUAUUCGCUCUGUCCCGCACCGUUGUUGUGGCUUCAUGGGAUCUUAGCAGCAGGGGGCGUAUUCUACGGCACAUCGCGUGUCACACCAUUACCGUGUUAGCCCUAGCCGCCCCCGAACACCCCAACACGCAUGACGCACUGACACUCACGGCGUACACAGGGGGAGGCCCUUACACACACCACCUAGCCGGUCUGCUGGUCGUUGCACAUGGUGCAACGCAGCCGCUUGGCCAGCAUUACUAGUGUGAAGGGGAGG